UUGGAUGUUAAGCUCUUGGAUGGUCUUAGUGGAAAGGGUCAACGAGUCGUGAAGGCUAAAUUUCGUGAUGGGCAGCAGGCCUGUUACUUUGGAGCGGAACUGGUUUGGAAGGUUGCUCGCAGGCUUGAAGACAAUGACGAGAUCGUGAUUACAGCCUAUGAUGUUAGUAAAUACAGACCAAAGAGAGCGAUUGGUUCCGUCACCGUUAAUUUGUCAACUCUCGCGCAGAGGCAAGUGCUCAACUUGGAGGAGCCGCUUGUCGAUGCAAACAAAGUGGUCACGAAUGUAACCCUCUCCUUCGACCUCUUCUACCGACCACCAGACCAGGGUGAAGUCGAUCUUGAUAUCGACAGGUUUGGUCACCCUCUGGCUGACCUUCAUCAAGUCAAAAGCGCCGAUGAUCUUGGUGAAGGCGACGUAGAAUUCGGUGAAGAAGCCAUGGGAGAUGACAAAGAUAUCAUGGAUUUAUAUGGGUUAGGCGAUGGCGCUACUAUGGACAUUGAAGGUCUUUCAGAGAGAUCCUCAGUUCUCUCUGGCCCCGUUCGAAGGGACCCAAAAUUGAAAGCACUCAUAGAUCCGACCAUUCUCAAGUCUGAAACAUUCACAGUCUCCGUGACAAUUGUGGAGGCGAAAGGCUUGCCCGGUGUGAACGUGAAUCCUAUGGUUGAAGUCAGCGCGGCUGGAAAGACUCGCAAGACAGAUGUUAAAUUUUACACGAACAAUCCGUACUAUAACAAAUUCUUCUCAUUUGAAUACUUCCUUCCUCGAGUGGCGGUGUUGGAUGAACUUAUCUGGAUUCGUGUAGGGCAUGUGCUCAGUAAUAAGUGGGCUGUGCUGAUUGAUCCAAAGAAACCCCUCAGUGGACCUCAGGGGUACGUGCGGGUUGACCUGGCUUUUCUCGGGAAGGACGACAUUCCAAAGGUUAGUGCUGUGUUUUUGUCAUAUUUUAUUUGUUCUAACCCUUUGCGUACAUACACUUACAAAAAUCAACUUGUUCCGAAGGGCAUAACAAACCUCUCAAAGAGAAAUGUCACAGAAUUUUCAGUGAAAGUGUACCGAGCCGAAGGACUGCCGCCGAUGAAUACAGACAUCAUUACUUCCAUUAAGCAGGCCUUUGUGGGUGAUUCUGCUCCAAUGUGCGAUCCCUACGUGGAGGUCUCUUUUGGGGGCCACACUGUUAGUCCUGAUUUCGCAAAAACUAAGGUGAAAAAGUACACCUAUACUCCGAUAUGGAAUCAAGAAAUUGUCUUUUGCGAUUUCUUCCCUCCCCUAACCCAUACAAUCCGUCUCGCUGUGAGGGACUGGGAGGCCGUUAAGGACGAGACGAUUGCAACGCAUUUAAUUGACCUCAAAAUGAUUUUGGAUAAAAGCAGUGAAAGUGAGUUAAAUUCAUCUUGGCUAAUGGGCCAGUACUCCCAGCUGGUUUAUGUGAUGCCAACAUUUGGUCCCUCUUGGGUAAAUCUCUACGGCUCACCGAGAACUUAUACUUACGAACAAGCUCGUCGCCCGGACGAUGAGUUGAAUAGGAGUCUCGGCGAAGGUGUCGCCUACCGUGGUCGUCUGCUCAUCGCUAUCAAGGCGCAGCCGAGCAAAGAUGCCAUGAAAACAGGGGCCAUCCUCAGGGGAACUCCACCCGUUUCCGAGCUUGUUGCUGGUAGAAAAAGAGUACUUGUGUUUUGUUUUCCUUCAUUUUUUGAAUGUAAAUUGAACCUUCUUAAAGCGAAAUCAGAGACGAGAGCAAAAGUGCAGUGGGAUCACAGCCUAACCGAUGCAAUGGACCUGAAGUCAGACGACGGGCUCUACUAUCAUGUGGAUUUUGGUGGUGUUCAACCAUGCCUCUACCUGUUGAGCGAAUUCGAAGACCACCGUUUGAGAAUGUGCAUCCCUAACAUCAUUGAAAAAAUCAAAACGGAAUUUGUGAGUCCCCUCCUUCAACGCGUUUCCUUUGCAUCUUUUACCACUUCCCACAAGGCGUUGGAGGGUGCAUUGAUGUAUGCAAUGGACCAGAUCCGCUAUCUUCUCCAACGCCGAAAACCUGGAUCUGCACGCCACCGGAUGCGACAAAUCUUUCUCUAUAAGAGUCGUAUCUUCCGCAAAGCUGCUAACGAUGUGCGCUCUUGCCGAGGUACGGCGCCUAAAACGAUGCUUGACCUAAGUUACCAGCGCCGGGUGCGCUCCGACCUCCUACGUAUCGAGAUCCUUCUCAAACGCCUCGGACGCAAACUCACUGGCGCCAACCUCUUCGAGGCUAUUCGGGAGGCCAAUGCAGUGAUCAAACGUCUGAAUGAUCUCAUGGAUUGUGUACGUUCCAAACGCCCAUCAGUCUUCACUUUCAGACUAUUUGGUAGAGCAGAGCACAUUAAUAGCGAAAGGGCACAUUUAUGUGCUGCCAAGCAUCCCGAAUGCAUGGUUCAUAUUUUAAAAAUCAACGCUUUUGAUCUUCCAGAUUCGAGUAAAUUUGAGCUGCGAUGCUAUCUCUACCUGGCGAAAAACCUACUGGCAUCAAACAAGACCGGUUUCUCCGAUCCUAUGGCUCGGGUCCUAAUAAACGAUGAGAUGCUGGAGACCUUUCCCGUCUACGACACCAUGAGUCCCCUGUGGGAUCUCACCCUCAUCAAAACCAACAUCACCUUUUAUCACAAACCCGAAGGUGUACUAGCCAAUCCGCCUCAAAUUAUUGUGGAAUUCUUCGACGUCAACGCUCCUAAAGCAUCAAGUUUUUUGGGUCGCUGUUUCUGUGAGCCCAACAUUGUCAUCAAAGGUGCCGACUAUCAACCCCCUCCACUUCAGUGGUGGCAGAUCUACCGUGGUCAAACAACGGCAGGAAAGCUGCUCGCCAGUUUCGAUCUUAUUGAGAUUGAUGCUUUGGACGAUAUUGAUGCGAUCCCCACUGUUGAGGAUCUUGCUGAUUUCACUCGUCGUUUCAACGAGCGUGUGUUGUUGGGCCCCUCUUGUGGAAUCCCUUUUUCUGACGACUCAGAUGAUUAUGAAGUGUAUGGAGAACAAUGGGACGAGGAAAUGCAACAAGCAGCUCGUCUUUUGGACGAAAAUGCAAUGGCAGAGCUAGAUGCACCUAUAGAGGAGACAGAUGAUUCGUACAGUCUCUUGUCCACUGCCACUUCAGGAACCCUUACCACUACAGUCCCCACGGCACGAAAGAAAAAGAAGAAGGCAAAAGUUGGCUUGGCGACAGCCGAUUUGGUCCGAUGGCGAGCAGAUGAUGCCCUUCGAUUGCCGGAAAACGUCCGUCCUCCGCUCGGCCGAUACAGACUUGAAGUGGUCUUUUGGGGUGUGCGUGAGUUACGAAGACAAUUCCUCCUACCUGUCAAUCGUCCAGUCAUCACAAUCGAGGUUGGAGGGACAAAAGUAGUCUCCGAUCUUCUUCGUAGUGCUAAGAUCAAUCCACUUUUCGAAAAACGUCUCAAAUACGUUGAUUUGUACCUCCCGUUGGACGAAAAGCUCUGGCCUCCGAUUACAGUUAUGUGUCAUGACCACAGAAUGUUUGGCGUUUACAUAACAGUUGGGUUGUGCACUCUCCCAAACCCUACAGACUUCUUCGAGAAAAAAGAUUUAGUCGUAUACGAUGAAUAUGAGGAGAGCAGCACGCCAGUAGAAUCGGAGACGCACCUUGAUGGGAAGGCGCAGAUCCUCACGAAGGCGUUAGCAGGCUUAGAAGAUCCAGACGCGGAAGAGACGCUGUCGGCAAAGGAUGGGACGCUGCAAGCAGGCCGUUACGGCGCCCCACAGCAACCUGCACCCGGGAGCUUUGGCAGUGGCAAUGCCGACGAUGGAGACGACGAAGAUGAGGAUGAGUACAGUCGAAAGGAGAGCGCAGCCGAGAGCAAAUCUUCUACAAUCAUGACCCAUACUACUGAGACACAUCCUGCCAUGUACACUGAACGCGACCCUAUAUUGAAGAAUGUUCCAAAAAAGGCAUCCAGCACUCUCGGUGGCUAUGAUGGACCGUUAGGCAAAGCUGGACCUCAAGCCGGACUGAAGACGUACCCUGUUAACCCCAUGACGAAACUGUCCAAACAACAGCUCAACACCCUUGACUGGUGGUCGAGACUGUUCGCCUCCUUAAACGACAUCGAUAUCGGCGAUGAUGUUUGUAGUAAAGACCACCGUCGCAGUCGUCGCAUGUCGAAGAGCCAGGAGUGGAAGGAUUCCACCCCAAUUGCGUCGACCAACGAAGUUCUCUCUGCAGCUGAUGACGAUAUGGAAGAAGCAGACUCGCGUUUCGAUGACAACUUGGAGAAAGUGGAACUCCUUCCGGAAGAUGUUGACACUGAGGAAGAAGUGAUAGCUGAAAUUCCAGAUGACGUCGUGGUUCAGGGGGGUCGAAAAUCUCGUCGAGACCGAAUCCGCAAAUUCUUCCGACUAAAGCCCAAAAAGGAGCUUACAGCUCUUGAAAAAUACGAGAAGCAGAAAGAAAAGGAGCGAAAGAAGAAAGCAAGAAAAAAUAAAAAAGGCAAAGUCGAACCCAAACUUCUUCUGAAGAUUCGUGGAGACGCAAAGAAAGCAUUCCUGAAAGAAUUGCAGGAUGACGUUAUUAUCACCAGUGCUGGAAUUGAUGCGAGCCUAAUUGAACGCAUCAAACAGAUUUAUGCCGCAUUUCUUCUUGUCACAUUUUACCUAUUCUUCCACCGGCUGCUCUCUCCCUCUGGGCUAUCGUUUAUGGCAUCUGUUUCGGAUGCAAUUCUUCAAAUGCUUUUUAAAUUCGGUUUAAAUAUGCAAUCGCAAUUUUGCAGUCAAGUCAAAAACAAGUAUUACAGCAUUUCACCUGUUACUUCGUUGCAGAUAUAUUCAUCCGAAUUGGAGGAAGUUCCAGAGUUCCAUGGCUUUUGUUCACCCAUCCGAAAUUUCCAGCUCUUUCGGGGAAAACAGGAUGAUGACGAUAUGACAACUGAAGAGCGUUCUGUUGGCUACUUCAAGCGCUUUCAAUGUGUUUCCUCCCAUUCACAGGGUAACCUUAAGCUGUACCCCAUUCCUGAAGACGCAGAUCCUCCAGAAUCGGUAGAAGAGUUGCAUUCUUUUUCAACACUCCCACAUAAAACCGACUGGCGAAUUCUCGUUAGAUGCUAUAUCAUUCGUGUAGAUCCCACAGGCCUUGCAGAUCCUUACCUCAUUGUAAGCAUGGGGAAACAAGUAUUUAAUGAAAAAUCCAACUACAUUCCCAAGACUCUACGACCAACCUUCGGUAAAAUGUUCCAAUUCGAGGUACAAUUUCCGACGACUACCAUCCUCCACAUAGCGGUGAUGGACCACGAUAUUCUUGGCUCUGAUGACAUGAUUGGUCAAACCGUAAUCGACCUUGAGAGCCGGUUCUACAGUCCCCAUAGGGCCACGUGCGGUCUAGCGCAGACUUAUUACAGUCACAGCUACGCACAAUGGAGAGAUAAUAAACUCCCUACCGAAAUCCUCUCAGAUUUGUGUCGAAAGAGUGGUCUUCCUCCGCCUGUCUACACACAAAUUGAUAACACCGUUAAAGUUGGAGGAAAGGUAUUCUAUGCAGACACCACCAUUGUGGAUGAGACAGAGUCAACAAAGAAAUCAAAUGAACCACUGGCUCUGGCUGCACUAAAUCACUGGGAAGAAGUGCCUGGUGGUACAGUGUUGGUACCAGAACACGUAGAAGUUCGGCGUUUAUUGCACCCAGAAAAGGGCAGCCUGGAGCAGGGUCGCCUGAUGAUGUGGGUUGACAUUUUUGAUCGUGAUGAAGACAAACCACCACCACCAAUUGAUGUGACACCUCGAACUCCUGAGCCAUGGGAACUCAGAUGCAUCAUUUACAAUACUGCUGAGGUGGUCCUCAAUGAUACCUCCCUGUUUUCAAAUGAGAAGAGUGCGGACAUUUACGUGCGUGGAUGGGUGCUAGGUGUUGGAGAAGACGAUCAGAAGACCGAUGUGCACUACAGGUCCCUCUCGGGUGAAGGCAACUUUAACUGGCGUUUUGUUUUCCCCUUCAAUUAUAUGCGUUACGAAGACAGAGUAGUUUUUGCACAGAAGAAGGCCUUCGACAUUGAUCCUGUCGAAGUUAAAAUGCCCUGUGAUCUCACUUUACAAGUGUGGGAUAAUGAACUUGUUCGAAGUGAUAAAUUCCUGGGAUCGAUUGCCCUUAAACUUUCCCGAAUGCCAAGACCAGCAAAGACACCAGCAACCUGUGGUUUGCAUCAGUUGGAGAAGACUUGUCCCACGCUGUCACUAUUCGAAAAUAAGCAAAUUCGCGGCUGGUGGCCACUUGUCAUUCACGAUGAAGAAGAAGGGGUGGACAUUGUUCAGGGGAAAGUUGAGGCUGAGCUGCAUCUGGUCUCUGGGCAGGACGCAGAAGCCUCCCCUGUUGGCAAGGGUCACGACGAACCCGAUGCGCUCCCACAACCCAAGUACCCGCCCAGACAGCUCUUUUAUGAGUUUCUUCGGCCCACUCAACACUAUUCGCUACUUAAUCAAAUACAAAUUGAAGUGGAUCCUCAUCAAGAUCUUGAUUGCCUUCCUGCUGCUGCUGAUAGUCUUCCUUCUCAUCUACACCUCACCAGGGUGGAUUUCAAAGAAAAUAUGGAAUGCAUAGAUGUCCAGAGAGCCUAUAUUCGCUCAAAAUUUAUCUCUCAAUGCAAAAACGACUUCUUAUCCGGAGCAUCUGCCAACCCUCCCGACUGUAUACUGUAA
Molecule: messenger RNA, 6666 nt
Organism: Hydatigera taeniaeformis
Lineage: Eukaryota; Metazoa; Platyhelminthes; Cestoda; Cyclophyllidea; Taeniidae
Source: the annotation of a GenBank genome assembly